Molecule: messenger RNA, 1773 nt
Organism: Podospora pseudocomata
Lineage: Eukaryota; Fungi; Ascomycota; Sordariomycetes; Sordariales; Podosporaceae
Exons: 3
Coding region: 1-1773 (590 amino acids)
Molecular function (GO): ATP hydrolysis activity; ATP binding
Source: RefSeq, a predicted model, not a curated record
AUGUAUGGAAGCUCAGAAACAGGUGCGAAAGCCGCGGCGUGGCUGUACUUCAUAGACUACGACGGAGUGUCUUAUAAGCCGGUUUCGUUCCGUUUCACUAUUGAGGGCUACGACGGCUUGAAGGAAGUUCGAAAGCUGGAGGUUUACCCACUUCGGUUUGAGCCUGACAACCAAGCUAUCGUGCAAGAACAGCGCGAGCUAGGUCUCCGAUUCACCGAAUGCAUCCAGCAGCGCCACGUCUCAUAUAAGGCUUGGUCUCUCCUCACAAGUCCACUUGGCCGAUACUACUACUUCAGGGGUCGCCCCGUCACCAGCGCCGAUUUUAUUGAUGGCGACGUCAUCAUUGACUGCCAGGAGGCCUUCAACGCCUGUCCACAUUGGAAAUACAUCUACGGCCUUGAUGCGGCACACUUGGAGAGCUACAUAGAGACCGAUAGUGAUGUCAAUCGUAUUCUCCUGUGGUCAAGUCCAUCGCGUACACGGCUGCAAUUCAGUUGGCCUAAUAUUGUGGUUCUUGGAGAUGACAUUGAAUUCCUCGAGGGCGUACCUUUCAGACAGAAACAGGCAUACGGCAUUGCGGGCCUGCCGAAGCCGCUAGACGAGGACCUCGCCAUACUGCCCCAACGCCUUUUCGGAUACUCCCCUUGUCACAUCGAGGCUGUCGCCCAGGCGUAUGGUAAACCGCUGUUCUCCAUCACCUCCGGGGAUCUAGGGUCAACACCCGCCCAAGUGGAGAGCAACCUGACUGAGAUAUUCCAUCUCGCAAACGUCUGGGACUGCGUUCUUUUGCUUGAUGAGGCCGAUGUCUUUUUGGAGGAGCGCGAGAAGAGCAAUCUGGAGAGAAAUGCUGUCGUGUCGCUCUUUCUCAGAGUCAUGGAAUAUUACAGCGGUAUUCUGUUCUUGACUACCAACCGACCAGGACAGCUGGACGAAGCUGUCAAAUCGCGGGUGCACAGCACAUUGCUUUAUCACAGCCUUGAUCUACGCCAGACACGGGAGAUUUUCCGCCUCAACAUUGACCGGCUUGACCUCAUUGAGAGACAGCGCCAAGCCAACCCCGAACGGCCUGCCCGGCGCUUGCAAUGCGACAAGGCUGGAAUUCUGGCCUUUGCGGAGCAGCACUGGCACAAGCAUGAGAAGGAUGAGCUCGGCCGGUGGAACGGACGUCAGAUCCGUAACGCAUUCAUCAUGGCUGCCGCGCUGGCACGAUGUGACGAUGACUACGACGACCACAACCACGAUGACGAGAAUAUUAUUACGGCGCUGGUGACGCAACGCCACUUUGAGUUUGUUGCCCAUAGCGUCACCAACUUUGACAACUAUAUGGCCAGGGCUCGUGGUGGACUUGACUCGGAGCGCGCCCGUAGGAGGAUUGAUAGGCCGGACCACUUUGACAAGCGCGACGAUGAAUCGCCACGGCGGACACCACGGCGCGGGGCAGCGCUGCCAAACCCAUCGCUGUCAUCGUCCUACUAUCCUACGGCAGCUGCACCAUCGCAACCGCCACAGCAAGCACCCACCCCGGUGUACCAGCCCCAGAUGCUGAAUACUAACUAUAGCUAUGCACGACCCGCAUACAACCUCCCCUUUAUGGCAUGGCCUCCACCGCUUCAUCACGCCACUGUGCCGCCUCAAGCUUCCCUUCCCCAGACGCCACUACCAGCUCAGACAUUCACGGCAGGCGCGCCAUCGAGUGGGACUACUUCUGACGCUGGGGUUGCGGUGGAGGGAACAGCUUGGGAGACGCAGCAGCCUCAGGUUGUUGCUGCAUGA